Ictalurus furcatus (blue catfish) is the source of this 3087-nucleotide messenger RNA. Its product is annotated as neurexin-3a-beta-like. Lineage: Eukaryota; Metazoa; Chordata; Actinopteri; Siluriformes; Ictaluridae. The transcript is spliced from 7 exons. The record is from RefSeq and is a predicted model, not a curated record.
CACACACACACACACACACAGAGUCACCCGCGCGCGCACACACACGCAUGCUCGCGCGCUCAUUGCCGAGCGGUGCUGCUUGCUAGAAGUGCGUCAGGCUCCGACGGAAAGCCACAGCGCAGCGGCGGCGCGCACCGAGGAAGAGACCGAUAGAGAGAGGAAGACAGGAAAAAAAAGAGAGAGAGAGAGUGUGAGUGUGUGUGUGUGUGUGUGAGGAGUGAACCCAGAUUUAAACAGCAUCUCUUUGUUUUCGUUCUUGUUUUCUCUCUCUCUCUGUUUGUAUUUUAUUAAGGACGGGGACUGCGCUUCUUUUUUUUUUUUGGAAACGGAGUUCGCGUGCUUCGUGUGAAAGUUUUUACGUUAUUUAUUUAUUUAUUUAUUUAUUUAUUUAUUUUUUACCUCUCCUCUUCUGGAACGCAGGUGACAUUUUUUUCCCCCUCGUUUUCUCGUGAGUGAGUUGGAGUCAUGGGUCAUGACCACCGGAAAUUAUACGCCGUUUAAUUGACGGCGCACGUGCACGGUCGUUCGUGCGUCCGCCGUGUUGUUAUUGCACACGCGCGCACAGUGAAGGCUGGGAGAGCACCGGCGGCGGCGGUGGUGGUGGUGGUGUUGGUGGUGCUGCGUACUAGCCAUGGGGCUUUCUCCAUCAUGAGAGAGCCCCCCUGUCCGUCCCCAGUGUCUGCGUUGCGACUCGGACGUGCGUCAUGCGUCCUUGCAGAGCGGAGCGGCGGCCCGCGGGCGGCUUCGUCUCCAGCUCCGUCUCCGUCUCGACCUCCCGGGUAUGGAUGUGGUCUCUGACCUUGGGAUGUAUCGCUGGAUCAGUGUGGAGCUCCUCCUCGUCCGCCAGGUACAACGGGGACUCCGUGGCACCCGCAGGGCGUCCUGUAGCGUCCACCUCGCACGCGUAUCCGGAGCAGGACUCGCAUGUCCUCCACUCGGCUCCCGUCUCCAUCUACCGCACGUCGGCGUCUCUCAGGAGCGGGCACGCUGGAACGACGUUCAUCUUCGGGAAAGGCGGAGGUCUCAUCACCUACAACUGGCCGGCUAACGAGCGGCCGAGCACGCGUAUGGACGCGACUGACGGUGGGCUUUCAGCACCUCGCUGAAGGAUGGCAAUUCUGGUGCGCAUCGACAGCGCUCCGGGUCUGGGAGACUACAUCAUGCUCCACAUUGAGCAAGGCAAAAUCGGCGUCACGUUCAACAUCGGGAUGGUCGAUAUCAUCGUCCAGGAGAGCAGCAUGCCGGUGAACGAUGGCAAGUACCAUGUGGUGCGAUACACACGAAACGGGGGCAACGCCACACUUCAGGUGGACAACUGGGCCAUCAACGAGCACUUCCCCUCAGGCAACAACGAUAAUGAGCGAUUGCAAAUGGCAAAUAAGAAAAUCCCGUUCAAAUAUGCCCGGCCUGUAGAGGAGUGGCUGCAAGAGAAAGGGCGCCAGUUAACGAUCUUCAACACACAGGCCACCAUCACGAUCGGUGGCGCGGACCGCAGGAGGCCGUUUCAGGGCCAGCUCUCGGGCCUCUACUACAACGGGCUGAAGGUGCUCAACAUGGCCGCUCAGGGCAACCCGAACAUCCGGAUCAACGGCAGCGUGCGGCUUGUGGGCGACGUUCCCGCCGCCGGAUCGGCCCGCACCACGGCCAUGCCCCCGGAGAUGUCCACCACCUUCAUCGAGACCACCACCACCAUGUCCACCACCACCACGAGAAAACACCGCUCGCCACCUACAAUAUCGAGCACAGACGACAUCGUCACGUCAGCCGAGUGCUCCAACGACGACGAGGACCUGGAGGAGUGCAACUUCGAGCACGCAGGUGGGCUAGGAGGUGAAUUAGAUCCCUUAGUACUCCCUCCUGUAGCUACACGUGCACCCUUCAUCCCUCCCCCCCCAACCCUCCGCCCCCCCCUCACCAUUAUUGAGACCACCAAAGAGUCCCUGUCCAUGGCCACUGAGGCGGGCCUGCCCUGCUUGUCGGACCAAGGCAGCGAUGAUUGUGAUGAUGGUGAUGAUGAUGAUGAUGAUGAUGAUGGUGAUGAUGAUGAUGAUGAUGAUGAUGGCUUGGUGAUAUCUGGGUAUGGCUCUGGGGAAGCAUAUGACUCUAACCUGCCCACUACUGAUGAUGAAGAUGUUUACACCACCUUCUCCUUGGUCACAGAUAAGACCUUAUCCACGUCGGCCUUUGAAGGUGGCUACAAAGCUCACGCGCCUAAGUGGGAAGCCAAGGACUUUAGACCUAACAAAGCCUCCGAGCACGGUAGGACUACUACUACCGCGUCUUUUUCCCCCAAUCUGAGCCGCUCCACCACCACCACCACCACCACCUCUGCUGCCGCAGCGCCGCCCAAAUGGCCUGCGGGCAAAAUGAAUAACCGAGAGCUUAAACCCCAACCCGACAUAGUCUUGCGUCCAUUGCCCACUUCCUAUGACGUAGACCGCAAAAAGCCGAAGAGCCCGUUAAUAACCUCCCCCAUGUUCCGUAAUGUACCCACAGCGAUCCCCACGGAGCCGGGCGUCAGGCGCGUUCCCGGGGCCUCCGAGGUCGUCCGGGAAUCUAGCAGCACCACUGGAAUGGUCGUCGGGAUAGUUGCUGCUGCCGCUUUGUGCAUCCUCAUCCUCCUGUACGCCAUGUAUAAGUACAGAAACAGGGACGAGGGGUCGUACCAAGUGGACGAGAGCCGCAAUUACAUAACCAACUCGGCGCAGAGCAACGGCGCGGUCAUGAAGGACAAGCAGCACGGCUCGAAAGGCAGCAACAAGAAACAGAAAAACAAGGACAAGGAAUAUUACGUGUGAGACUGCGCGACGGCGAAACGGGUGACGCUGAGGCGUAUCAGACGUGCUGACGGAGAGAGAGAGAACAGAUUUUUCAUUUUGGCACUGUGCUGAAGCACUGAGCUCUCACACCAACUGUAAUAUAAAGCACACUAUUGUGUAAGCAUACCGCGAUGGUAAAUAGCGACAUUAGUGACCUUUAUUCUUCGAUCCGGUCGCCGGUGUUAUCAGUGUAGAAUACUUCACACCUACAUCAUUAUCCUAGAGAGAAAAAAAAAACAAAAAACAAACGUGACUUUUAAAAAGGUAU